GGGCUGGAUGACGGAUGAAACACACACACCGGCACAUAUAUGUCAGUCCACACCGCUGACGUCUCCCCCUAACUGAAUGAGAACCAAAGCACAUGAAAUUGGUGCUAAAAUGUGGGCGAGCAUUGAGUUGACCUUGCGCUCGUGUUGUAUGACAUCAUUUCAGCCCCUCACAGGCAGAUGAUGGUGAAUAUAAAAGGAGAGGGCAGACUGUGACAGUCAAGUGUGUGUGUGUGUGCAUAUUGUACUGAACCUGUAAACACAGCACCAUCCUGAACCCGCUCCCAGGGGAGUCUGGGGUUCUCUGGGUGGGCUCGGCGAGGAAAUCAGCUGGGAUAUCAUUAAUUCAAGUGUAAUGAAUCCUUUGAGUGUUUGUGUAUAAAAGGGCGUUUGCAUUGUAAAUACAUGGUGGGUUGUGUAUACUUUAUGACUGGUCAUUUGUGUGUGUUUGCGCGCGUGUGGCUACUGAGGUCGGGAAUUACCUUUGAAAGUAAUUGGGACAGCAGCGAAGUGUGACACCCCACUGAUCUGAGAGGACGUAUGGGGCUGUAAAUUUCUCCACAUGAGCAGUUUGAUAUUUGUUUCCAAGCACAAAGAAAUACACACACAAACACAACGAAUGGAAACCAGUCUGCAACAAUGCCAGGUGAAGGUUGUGUGAGUCUGCCGUGAGAAACAAUUCAUUCAAGACUGAGUCAGCUUAAUUAAAACAGCAGUUUUUCUCAUUUACUGCGACACACCUGAGGAAAUAAAGGCAUUAAUUUAAAAGCUUUACAAUUAGAGCAUUACUAACACAACACCAUCCUUAAAUUUAUGAAUUAAACCCCUCUACUAAUACUACAUGAUGGGGUAGACUGAUUAUUGGCCUUGACCGAUACUCAUGGGCGAUAUCUGGUGUUGAAUGAGUAUCUGUAUCGGCUUUUUAUUGUAAAAAAGCCCAACAAAAUUAAUUCAUUAAAAUAUGUGCUACUUCGGCCCUGCAAAAGGACCGUCUUUUCCUCUGGGUCUGUGUUACUCUUUAUUUUGGGAUUUCUCAUCUUCACUAUCAACAAGAAACGGUUCCAAAUAUCGCUUAUUGGUCUCAUGAACUACCAAUCAUCCAUACUGGUAUAAGCCCAGAUAAACCUAUUUCAGUAGAAUCUUACCAUAUGAUAUGUACUUGUUAAACUGGAGUUUAUGUGUUUUAUUCCUUUGAUGAAAUGAAUAGCUUAUUCUUUGGAGUAGUGGUCGACUGCUUGUAGUUUUUCAACAGCUAAUGCUGAUACUGAUAAUGACAGAGCAGGUCAGCAGGUGGCCGAUAUCUAAUGCAGAUACCACAUAUGACAAAGUUGCCUUACAUAAUAUUAACACAAUUGUGGAUGAAAACAUACAAUGAAAUAGUCCACGGACAAAAAAAAAUAAUAAUAAUAAUCCAAGGUAACUAUUUUGAUUUAAAAAUUUAAAAGUCAUGUAAAAAUCCCUUAUUUUGUGAGCAUUAAAAAACUUAUGGUUUCCUUAGCCAGAAACAUGUUUUUAAAAGAUGUUUAAUAAAGUAAGAAAACAUAAAGUGACACUGACUUUGUAAAGGCCGAAGCUGAUAUGAAGCUGACUACUGAAAAAUGCCAUAAAUCUGCCAUGCAAUUCAUCAGUCUCUCUCUACUUUGGACAAUAAACAUUUCACAGAAAUACCAUUGUAGGAUAUAGUCAUAUAUCCUUAACAUUAAAAAAGUAGAUUCAAGAGCCUCUCUGUGGGGAUUUGCCUCAUUAAAACCAAUAAAAAUCUAGAAACCCAUUUAGUUGAACGAUAAAACCUGGCAACAGGCUGAUCUUCCAGUUUACCCGGCAUUUUGAUUCGAACCUUCCUCCCUUGACCAUGUCACCCCUCAAAUCUCAUCCAGUUUCCUUCUCUAUCCACCACUCUUUCCUCUAAAUAGACAUAAAAGCCAAAGAAUAAACUGAAAAUUCUGAAGCAGUCAGGUGAUACUGAAGGUGAAAAAUCACUGUUCUUCCUCCCAGGCCUCAUUUAAAGUUGUAUCACUUAUUAAUGGAGUGAUACCAUUACUGACUUUAGUAAAGAUCCUCCUCUGACACAGCCACACCAGACAAUCAGCUUUUCCAUUCAAACCGUCUCACUUCAAAUGUUUUUAGAGGGGUUUUACCUUUCUGCUUGAACAAACUGCAGGGAAUUGAUUUAUACAAUUCUUUAUAAAGAUAGUUCAUAGGAUGCCUCUUUAUUUUAGAAUAAUAAAAACUGUAUACAGAGUGCUAUAUAUCUGAUAGUGAUGUAUGCUUUACUGUGCAGUGAAUGACAGGUGAAAUGUACUGUUAACAGAUUUUAACACAAGGUCAAAUAACUCACUUACUUCAUACAAGUUUAUUUAAUCAGUCGUUUUAAUCAAAUUCAACAACCUGUGCUGUGUGCCACUAUCCUUCUGACAUGACUUACUAUAUCAAAAUUCAUGUUCAUUUAACAAAGGCAAACCAAAAAGGAUUAAAAAGGUGAUAUAUUUCAACAUAAAGAGAAUCACAGUUCAAACAACCAACUGUACAAGUUUACUUCCAAGGAAAAUUGCAGCUCUAUUAGGUCCAAUACCACUGCAUUACAAAGUCACAAAAGCAAAAACUUUGAUCUAAAUGCCCAAAGUAUUAUUUUAUAGCUUAAAUGGUACCGUUUAGGGUUGACUGUGUUUGAUACUUUGAGAUGUGGGUGAACCCUGAGAUAACAAAAAGUGUGAGACUACAUUGACACUCUACAGCAAACUCAGGAUUUAACACGAGUAAAUCAGAAAUGGUAAAUUCUGUUAAAGAACGGAUAAAAGAGGAAUAAAAGAUUAAACUGCAUCAUCAGGUAUGACAAUGACUUUAACUUACGAUUAAAUAAAAUAAUUUAAUUCAGUAAAAUCAAGUUUCUGUCAAAUGAGUUCUGGUUGAUCCCGCGGUUUCGAUGUGGAACAGCCAGACCCGACCUCUUCAUUUAAGACGUGUUUAUGUGAGAGCAGAUACUCCUGGCUGUGUUUUACAAAGAGCCCGUUCACUCAUGAAGAGCUUUACAGAGUCUUGAUCAACAACCACGACCAUAUAUGGAGCAGAAGACUGUGAUGGUGGAGCACCUCUGUGUGUUCAAAUGCAGCAUUGCAAAUGAGGUGUGAUAUAAAUAGUGUCUGAGUGUGAAGAACUGCUGCAGGUGCAGUUGCAUGUUUAAGAUUACAGCGCAGAAGUGCAAUUACAAAGAAAAUUCAGAAAUAUACAAGAAAGGCAUAAAGGGAGAUUAAUAACAUUGGUAAUUCAUGGGGAAUGUGAUCUGAUAUGUAUUAAACUGAGGUCACUUUUAACCGUUGGAAAGUUUGGCAAAGUCUCAAAAUUAUUCCUAUACCUAUUAAAGAUGCAAAAUAUUUGUUACGUUAGAAACAUACUUACUCCCUUGGGUCAGCUUUGCAUUAAGAGCUGCUGGCUUGCUGCACGUUUGACAGAGUUUUUUUCUCAUCCUCUUAUCUCGUUUUAUAAUCAAUGAAUUGAACAGAUACAUGUUUUAAAUGUUGGAUUCUCCCUAAAAAGCAACAUUUGAACUUAACAUGAUAAUAUAUUGAUCAAAUUAAAUGUGAGGCCUUGCUUGAUUUUUUCCUCAAAUCUUAUUCACCAAGUUUGCAAGGACUGCACAAGUCUAGUGCGAUUGGCAGAGUGGUAUAACUGUUUAAAAAUGAGACUUUAUACAGGUGCCGAAUUCCCCAAACUGAGUGGGAGGCUCUAACAUUAAGGUCAAUGAAUAAAAGAGAAGAAAUUCAAGAUAGAAGAAGAAGAGGAGGUGUCAAUGUGUGUUCCAAGGUUCCCAAGACCCCAUGUCCAGUGCACCGUGCAAGAUCAGACCAUGUUGGUUUGGGUGUUAGGACUGCGACUCUGCAGGUCCUGUACCUGGUCAAGAACCCAGUGGAUGUUUGGUCUCUCCUGAGGAUUCGACACCAUUAUGGAGCUCAGCAGCAUCUGCAAGCCCUCGGAGUAACUGGGUGUGAGAGAAACAGACACUAAGUCAGAACAAGUGUGGUUUGUUGACUCUGUGAGUAAAAUGAGAAAUGCCUCAUAACAUUUACUACAAAGUUAAGGACUUAUCCUUUCCCUAUCCACAAUCAAAAUGACACAUUCUGUUGUUUUCAUCCACAGGACACUUUCUUCAAGUUACGCCGUGGCUUAUAUUACAGUCUGAAAACUGACCUGCAUGACCGUGGGAUGGCCACUGGAUUCUGAACAGCCAGGGCAACACUGUCCCCUUUCUGGAACACCAUAUCAUAUGGCCCCUCCAACAUCAUCAUGCAGUAAAGCACACAGCCAAGUGACUAUGGGGAGACAUCAAGUUAGAGGAGAAAAGGUAGCAAAGAUAUAGUCACUCAAACACAGCGUGAGUAACAUACAUCAGUAGAGAAAGAUGAAAAAACAAAACAAGGCUUUACCCAAAUAUCUGUGCGCUCAUCUAUUAUGCAGUGACUCUCCACAUUGAAGAGUUCAGGAGCUCUGUAGGAGAUGGUGCACCUCUGGCCUGCCCAGUCUUGUAUAGUCAUGGCUUCUCUGGUUCCUCUAACCUGAAAUAAACAAACUGUUAGUAAAAGUUCAUUGAAAAUAUUUUCAAAAAUUCCAACAGCACCAUGUGGAAGAUCAUUAUAAGGAUCAAAGGUUCCAUAAUUGGUUAAAAUUAUUUCCCAAAUGUGAGAAAUGUCCUCCUCGAGAUUGGCAUUAGUCAAUAAAAUCACUUAGGCAUCUCUUUACUAGAAGCUUAAAUUCAAAUUGAUGACAAAUCAAUAGAAUUAUAAGCUGUGUUUUGACAAAAUUACAAAGAUUAAAUAUCCUGUGUUCAUCAAAAACUUAUCUGUUUGACCAACAGUACCAUUGCACAGUCAAAUAUUCUCAUUUAUUAAAAUCUUUCAGGACUCUAAACAGACCAGUACCUCAAUCCUGGCACGGUUCAUAGAGCCAAGGUCCAUCAGAACUGGCCUGUCAUCUUCAUCUAGAAGCACAUUUGUGGGCUUUAGGUCCCUGUCAUAUUAAAGUAGAAAUAUAAAGUGCAGAGGUGAGUAGGUGAGUAAGAGCUGAACAGGAAUAUACAAAAGUUGCUACAUAGAAAUGACAACAAAGAAUUGCAACUGGUAUAAAAGCAGUACGCUCAUGAAUAGACUGGUAACAUUACUUAUGUAAGAAAGAUCCUACAAUCAGUAGGUCGUCCUGUGUAAAUGUUUGUUUUGAGUAUGUGUGCAUGUGUAUAAGGGGAUAUGUUACCUGUGCGCGUAUCCUUUUUCAUGAAUGGCCUUGAGUCCAGAGCAGAUGCCACGGAAGAUUUGCAAAAUCUGUUUUUCAGGCAUCCAGGCCCCCUUAUCCCUUAACUUCUCCAAAACGGACCAUAGACUCCCUUUCUGUUGACAUUCACACAUCAACAAGGUUAAUUCAAAAUGUAGGAGAAUAUCCUGGGAAAACUGGCUGCUGAAUCAACUUACUCUAAUAUAAGGCAGAAGUAGCCAGGCUUCACUCUUGCCUCCACGAUCAACAAAGGUAUGAGCAACCAGGCUCAAGAUGUUGGGGUGAUUAAACAUCUGAUGCAUCUCCACCUCUGUCUGCGCUUCUUGACGGCCUUCUCGGUCAUGGCACAGGAUCCUCUUCAGGGCAUAAAAGCGCCCAUCUUUUGCACCCUCUACCAGAUCAACAUAACUGAACCCACUGAAAAACACAAGCAUAUAUUAGAGUUCUGCGAGGGUCCAUAGGGUAACACUACAAAACAAGAUUAACAGUUAAAACCAAAAAGGACCCAGGUUAAAGGGAUAUUCUGGCAUAAAAUUAAGUUACUGUAACACCGUAUUAGACAGCUGCCUGAGAGAUGAAUAUUGCCGACCACUUGCUUAUCUAGUUACACCAACUUUAGUAACAACUAUAAGACAGCAAUACAGAGAGCCACGCGCUCAACCAAAACGCCACUCUAUAGUCACAAAUAAUGCUCAGAACAGCACCUAACUUCAUCAACAGUACAUAUAGGGUCCCAGCCACAGCACUAGACACCAAACAUCUUUUUAGCUUUGCCUAAUUUCUUUAGCACAGUGAUUAAACACAACUCACCUACUCUCUUCCAGCAGCCGCUUGUUUGUAGCAAGACCUUGGGCCAGUCCAUUAUGGACUACAGCUGGGUGAUGCGGCUCCAGGAAGAACAUUUAUGAUCAUCUCUUCACGGAAAUGCAAUCAGACCGAGACGCCAAGGCAGAAGAACUAGUAAUGAUCAUAAAUGUUCUUCCUUAGUAGUUCAUAGGGUAGGUGAGUUGUGUUUAGUCUCUUUGCUAAAGAAAUCAGGCAAAGCUAAAAAGAUGUUUGGUGGCUAGUGCUGUGGCUGGGAUCAUAUAUGUACUGUUGAUGAAGUUAGGUGCUGUUCUGAGCAUUAUUUGUGGCUAUAGAGUGGUGCUUUGGUUGAGGUUUGUUUAUGCCUCCUCAGACUGCUGUGUAUUGCUAUCGUGCGGUCGUUACUAAAGUUUGUAUAACUAGAGAAUCAAGCAGUCAGCAACAUUCAUCUCUGGAGGGGGUGUCUAACUCUGUGUUACAGUGUGUUUUACACUAAAUUAAUUUUACACCGUCAUAUCCCUUUAAGUUGUACUUGUUUUCUACGUGUAAGCAGGGCAGUACUUUACAUUUCAGAUGGAGUGAGACAAACAUAAUGUGGAAAAACACUAACAUUAGGGUUAACUUACCCUUCGUCUAACUUCUGGACAAAGUAAUAUCUCAUGUUGUCGAUGGUGAUGGAGCCGCGGGAGCAAAUGCACAGAGUCUGUCCCAUCCUGGCUGGAACAUUGUUUGACACCAAGCUUUAAAGGCCUGUGUGAAAAGGAAAAAAUAAAGGAUAUUGUGUGUUUUUAAAGAGUCUUCAAAGCAAUCGUUAGCCUAGUAUUUCAUUGGUCUAACGUGGAGAAGAUCUGAUGAGGUAAUAAACAAACCCCAGACAAACAAUUACAGCAGAUCACCGACGUCAACUUCCUGAAAUACAGCCCAAAAUACGUCUCUGACGUGGAUUUCCUACUUCAACCCUCAAGUGUGUGUCACAUUAUGUCAUACAUAACAGUAAACAGCAAAAAAUAGAACUCAGAAGUAACCCUAGGCGCCUUAAAGUUUCAAAUCUUACCUGUUUCGGUUGUGUUUAUCAAGUUAGCUUCCAGUCAUGUUAGCUUUUUUCCUGCUGCCUCUUUUUCGUGAUCCGUAAUGGCGGUCGGUUUUCAGUGUUGAUUGCGCAUUACUGCCACCCUCUGGCCUAGUAAUGAUGCCUUCCCCAUUAUGAUAUGAAACAUACGGUUUAAUAUCAAAUCAAACCUUCUUGAGGCCCAAUUUUAGCUUUAAAUGUGAAACGCUUAGUUUGCUACUCAAUAGUUCUUUUUGAUCUUCUUCUAGUUCUCCUUCUCCUUCUCCUCCUCCCCCUCCUUUUUCCUUCUUCUUCUCUCUUUUCUAGUCCUAACGAAGCGUUGUUCGGACACAGCGCUAGAAGACACCUAGCGGCCUGAUAAGUAGUUGCAAGUUUUGAGAAGCGUAAUGAUGGCGGAUAAGAAGCAUCACAGAAGAUAUUUCACCGAAGACGGAGGUGAUAUUUGUGCUUUUUUGACAUUUAAAUAAUGUUUCAGAUAUAUGUGCAGAAGUUAGCUUCAGGUUGAAGUGUAGCCUUGCUGUUAAGAAUGGUCUCAACUGCCGUAUGGUGUUCAUUAACAGGGGGCGUUUUCGAAACCCCCUUCAAGCUAACAGUGUUAGCUUACAUGUGCUUUAAUGUGUGUAUAAAGUAAAUUUAACAAUAAACUCAGACUCUUUCUAUAGUACUCAAAAGUUAAUGUGAUCUCUGAACUGAAGGUAGGCUAGUGUAUGUCCCUAAAUUGACUUUAGCUACUUUAGGUAAUUUGAUGGCUAGAGUCGUAACAUUAGCCCCACAGGUAAUGCUGGCAGGUAUUUAUUUCUCUCUAGUUCCCACCAAACUGUUGUUCACCGUGUUGAGUUGUCUUGCCUCAAGCAGGGCCGCAAGAGGAGGAAGGCAGAGUGAAAACUAAGCCUGUCUCUUGUAGUACUGCGGGAGGAGAGGGGACCGCAGUCAAACGUACAUCCCAGCAUCUCACAUCUGAAGACGAGGACGAGUCCUCAGCAGACCCUCCAGCCCCCAGCAAAAUCUCCAAGAUAGGCUUUAGCAUGGGCAGUCAGACGGGAAAGAACCCCAUUUCUAUCAAACUUGGAGCAACAGUAAGUUUGGAGUUGAUUUGACAUAGGGGAGAGUGAGGUAAGAUGAGCCAUUUUUCAUAUUUCGGAUCACUUCAUCAAGACAAUCAUACUUUUGUCUCUAACUAGUGUAUCUGCAUAUAUUUCAGGAUGUUGUGCAUCCCUGCAAACCAACAGAAUGAGUGUAAACAUAACUGUCUUGAUAAUAUAGCAUGCCAAAAAAAGUGGUCUCCUAUGGUCAACUUACCCCGUGCAUGGGGUAAGUUAACCAUAGGAGCGGGGUUAGUAGAGCCGUAUCCCAAAUACCCCGACCCCAGCCCUCCUUCACCUUCUCUCCCUAAAUAACAGUCACAACAACAGGGGGUAGCUCAACUUACCCUUUGGCUCAGCUUACCUCACUCUCCCCUAUUGUUAUGACUUGUGACUAACAGUGAAAACUACAGCUAAAUAUUAGAUGUCCAAGUGUGUGAUUCACGUUAACACCUGUAACUCUUCAAAAUACUGCCAGAAAGUUCAGGGACUUUACAAGUGAAUGGUUCUAACUAUUCAUUAUUUUCUGUAGACACAAAUUAAAAAAUGUAAAGGUGCUCAGUUGUUUAAUCUUUAAUCCUCUCCAUAUCUUCUGCUACCAUCCGGCACUAGAAACCUAAAGAGCCUGUCCCAGUGCUUCCACAAAAAAAGGCAGGACUGGCCUCAGUUUUCAAUGAGGAUGAUGAUGUAAGUGCACAUGACAGCUGUGAUUAAAAAGUUUACCAAACCCAUGACCAGCAAAUUUACAGAAGCUGAGUUUACCUUGUCUCUUGUCUCACAGAGUGAACCUGAAGAGAUGCCUCCUGAGGCAAAGAUGAGGAUGAAGAACAUUGGGAGGUACACACACAAUACGCAUUCAUUGUUUUCCAAAAAGUCAGCUAUUAAACAAAAGAUUUCCUGCCAAUUAUACAAUCUACCAUGUCAACGUCUGUAUGUAAGUUAAUUCAUCUUUUGUUUUUCAGGGAGACUCCAACAUCUGCAGGACCAAAUUCUUUCAACAAGGGCAAGCAGGGCUUCUCUGAUCAUCAAAAACUCUGGGAGAGGAAAUUGAAGGCCCAGGCUGACAAAUUAUAGAUUUAAAACAGUCGUUUUCACUAAUGGAAGGUUUUUUUUCCAUAGAGUUCAAACUUCGUAAGAGAUAUCUCUGAAGGCUGAAUUAUUUUUCACUGUAGCUUUGGUGCUGAAGAUGCAAUGCAAAUUACUUUAGGCCUUCAGUGAUACUCGGUGGUUGAACUGAAGUUAAUGUUCCUAACCACUACAGGCUGAUGAAGACUAAGGAGCAGUCAGGAGCUGGGACAAACAAGAACUAAUAAGGAUAGUCAGAAUAUUGUUAAAGCUGUUCAAUUCGCUACAGUUGCCUCAAACUGGCUUAAGGGGAAAUCUAACAUCUCAGAAGCUUCAUCUCCUUUUUUUAGACAUGCUUGUCAGAAGCUAGGUGCGGGCCAGAGCAAGCUGUCUUUGUCGAUCGUAUGUUAUUAGUGUAAAAAUGUACAAAGUGUCUGAUUUUUAAAGCAAGAAAUGGGGAGUGGUUGAGUGUAAUGACACUGAGCGCUUGUGUGUGUAUGUGUAUGUGGCAUAGAUGAUGCAGCUUUUUUUUUUCAAACUGUUUCUCCACAUCAGUGUACAAUCUUUUUUUUCACCUGCUUUGCCCCAUCAUAGGCAGACUCAUCCGACUUUUUAAUGUCUUUUAUUAUUUGUUUAAGUAUCUCUGGUUUUCUAUACUCAAAACCAUAUUUGUCAGCAUAUCUGGCAAACCAUCAGGUCGUUUUAUUUUAUUAACAGUGGAAGGACGCAUUAUCUAUCUAGAUAUUAAAUACUAUUAUCAAAUAUUAAAAGACCACAGCCGUGACAGUGAUUCAUCUUGGUAAAAGUCCGAUGAAAUGGUUUCUCGUUGGAAUCUUUUGCUUUUAUUUUUCCAUUAAAACGUCCCGAUCAUUUAGGUUCAGCUAAUGUGCUACCAUGGUGGUUGUUUGGGUAAUUUGCCUGGAUGAAAAAAAACUGAAUCUUUAAAAUUUGUCUGUUAGUAACCCAGCUGUUGUGUUGACUCCUUGAAAUAAGUUACACUCAUAUCCACUUCUUCAAGCUGUUAAAUCAAACAGAUCUCUUACACAAAUAAAAAAAACAGUCAGAAAUAAACAAAUAGAUGAUA
Xyrichtys novacula (pearly razorfish) is the source of this 10360-nucleotide messenger RNA. The record is from the annotation of a GenBank genome assembly. NCBI's taxonomy places the organism in Eukaryota, Metazoa, Chordata, Actinopteri, Labriformes, Labridae.